GCACGCUUGUAUAACCUAACUUAUUAAUACUAAUGCGUACAACAGUAAAGAAGUUAAGUUUAAAUUUUCUUCGUUCUUUCAUCUUAUUUAUUGGAAUAUUUUUAUCAUGGAUGAAGCAAAACAUGAUACUGAAGAAACUUCUACAAUUUGUGUGAUUGUUCUGGGGAUGGCUGGUUCUGGCAAAACUUCACUAGUUACUAAAAUGUUGGGCUCAACUCAAAACCAAUAUGCUGUGAAUUUGGACCCAGCAUGUGCUAAUUUACCAUUUUUUGCCAAUAUAGACAUUCGAGAUACAGUCAAAUACAAGGAAGUAAUGAAACAAUACAAGUUGGGUCCCAAUGGUGCAAUUGUGACUUCUUUGAAUCUCUUUGCAACAAAAUUUCCAUCAGUUUUACAAUAUAUUAAUAGUGCCAAACAGGAAUUUUGUAUACUUGAUACACCAGGACAACUUGAAGUCUUCACCUGGAGUGUAUCUGGUUCUAUAAUCACAGAAAGCUUAGCUUCAUCUUUUCCCACUGUUAUUUUAUAUGUUAUUGAUUCUGUAAGAAGCACUUCACCAGUCACCUUUAUGUCAAAUAUGUUAUAUGCAUGUUCAAUACUGUAUAAAACUCAAUUACCAUUCAUAGUUGUCAUCAACAAAAUUGAUAUUGUUGAUCAUAAAUAUGCACUUGACUGGAUGACUAAUUUUGAAGUAUUUCAUGAAGCCCUUGAAGCACAAGAAAGUAGUUAUAUUAGUAACUUAACUCAGUCUAUGGCACUAACAUUGGAUGAAUUCUAUGCCAAUUUGAAAGUUUGUGGUGUGUCUGCUGCAACAGGAGAAGGUUUUGACAAACUUUACACUUUGAUCAGGGAAGCCAAGGAAGAAUUUAACAGGGAUUACAAACCUGAGUGGAACAAAAGGAGGCAAGAACAAGAAGAGAAAAAGAACGCUAAGCCUGGAACUACAAAAGAUGCUUCCGUUAUGGAAGUUAGCGGAGGCAGGGAAAUAUCCGACGUAUUUUUAAGACCAGCACUUGAUGAUGAGAGUAGUUCUGAUUCAGAAGGUGAAGAAAUUGACUCAAAAGAAAUGGAUGAUCAAGAGGAGGUUAAAUCUUUCCAAAAGGUUCUUCAGCAACAAAAGGAAAUGCAAAUCAAGAGAAUGCAAGCCAGAGACCAAGCGGCAAAAAAAUCUUAAAUAAUGUAUUGUAAUAAUAAUAAUAAUAUUUACUGGCAUAUCUUUUUAUAAAACUUAUAAACUCAUUCUUUCCAUAAAA
Messenger RNA from Dalotia coriaria, 1253 nucleotides. Its product is annotated as GPN-loop GTPase 1. The transcript is spliced from 4 exons. NCBI's taxonomy places the organism in Eukaryota, Metazoa, Arthropoda, Insecta, Coleoptera, Staphylinidae. The record is from RefSeq and is a predicted model, not a curated record. Gene Ontology annotation, molecular function: GTPase activity. The coding region runs from base 107 to 1174 and encodes 355 amino acids.